Molecule: messenger RNA, 452 nt
Organism: Notodromas monacha
Lineage: Eukaryota; Metazoa; Arthropoda; Ostracoda; Podocopida; Cyprididae
Source: the annotation of a GenBank genome assembly
UAUUUGUGUUGCUGGGAUUGUAUAUUCACCCAUCAAUGAUUGAACUGUACGUUCAAUUGUAAACUGUACUCAAGACUAGAGUGGGUUCCUGUUUAUGUCAGUGAUUUAUUCAACAUUCAAGCACUGUGUUUCGUGAAGUGGCAUGUUUUUGUAAUGCGGUGAGCAAGGAGACUUGAUACAGGAUGGGCGAUGAAGCUGAACCAGUCGCGUUAUCUACGGUUGAUGAGUCUCUUGAUCUGAUCCGUCUCAGCCGUGAUGAGCGUAUUUACGUCAAAAUGAGGAACGAUCGGGAGCUCCGCGGAAGACUGCACCUUAAUGUAGAAGAAACAAUUACAACGAUGGAAAUUGACAAAGAGACCUUUGAGGAAGUGUUCAAGACAACAGAACACUCCAUUCAAAUGUUGUUUGUUCGUGGUGAUGGGCUCAUUUGUUUCCCUGCCUUUGCCUGGUAG